AUGAGUAAGAAAACGGACUCAAACUCUUCAUUCGAUUGGCCUCAUGCGCUGAAUUAUAACGGGACAUACAAGUACCUGUACUUAGAAGGCAACGUCUCCUAUGUGGACUUCUACCUUCAUCAGCCUUCAGUGGCAGCUGUCUUCAUCGUCUCUUACCUCCUCAUCUUCCUGCUCUGUAUGGUUGGCAACGGAGCGGUUUGCUUUAUCGUCCUGAGGAGCAGACAUAUGCGUACAGUCACAAACCUUUUCAUCUUAAACCUGGCUGUCAGCGAUUUACUGGUGGGAAUCUUCUGCAUGCCCACCACCCUCCUGGACAACAUCAUUGCAGGAUGGCCGUUUGGGAGCCUGGUUUGCAAGAUGAGCGGGAUGGUCCAAGGAAUCUCUGUUUCUGCCUCUGUCUUCACUCUAGUUGCUAUUGCCAUAGACAGGUUUCGAUGCAUUGUUUAUCCGUUCAAGCAGAAGCUGACCAUUUCAACUGCAGUCGCCAUUAUAGCGGUCAUCUGGAUUCUGGCCGUCGCAAUCAUGUGUCCUUCUGCGGUCAUGCUGCAGGUACAAGAGGAGAAGCAUUUCAGGGUGAUCCUUGGCUAUGGCAAUGAAACCCGCCCUGUAUACUGGUGCCAGGAGGACUGGCCUAACCCGGGAAUGAGAAAGAUCUAUACGACGGUUCUGUUUGCCAACAUCUAUCUGGCUCCCCUGUUGCUCAUUAUUAUCAUGUAUGCUAGGAUAAGCGUUGCACUCUUCAACACCCUAUCUGCAAUGCCCGUGGUGGGAAAACACAGCCAGGAGCAGCGGCACAGCGUGUCUAAGAAGAAACAAAAAGUCAUCAAAAUGCUCGUUACUGUGGCUUUGCUUUUCACCCUGUCCUGGCUUCCCUUGUGGACUCUCAUGAUGCUCUCGGACUACACCAACCUUUCAGAUAUCCAGCUGCAGAUCAUCAACAUUUAUAUCUAUCCCUUUGCUCACUGGCUGGCCUUUUUCAACAGCAGCGUCAACCCCAUCGUCUACGGUUUCUUCAACGAAAACUUUCGCCGAGGCUUUCAGGCAGCCUUUAAACUUCAGCUGUGCUCCAGGGAGAUCGUUCACAGGGAGGUCUAUUCUCAGCGAGGCCAAAACAAUGCCAUUUUGCCAGCUGCCAACCACCAGACACCCCAGGAUCAAGCUUGUCAAAACGCUAAGGAGGAGGGGAAGACAGUUAAGAAGGGAAAUUGGGUGAAUAACCAGCAGGGUUUGAUAAUGGAGGAUCUAAAGGAGCCCUGCAAUGAUGGGAUUAACUGAAACAUGCUACGAACUACCUAA
This is a messenger RNA of Fulmarus glacialis (Northern fulmar), 1296 nucleotides long. RefSeq names its product neuropeptide FF receptor 2 (gene NPFFR2). NCBI's taxonomy places the organism in Eukaryota, Metazoa, Chordata, Aves, Procellariiformes, Procellariidae. The record is from RefSeq and is a predicted model, not a curated record. Gene Ontology annotation, cellular component: membrane. Gene Ontology annotation, biological process: regulation of cAMP-dependent protein kinase activity; regulation of MAPK cascade; regulation of adenylate cyclase activity. Gene Ontology annotation, molecular function: neuropeptide receptor activity; opioid receptor binding; peptide binding. The transcript has 4 exons.